This is a messenger RNA of Styela clava, 1406 nucleotides long. RefSeq lists its product as uncharacterized. The record is from RefSeq and is a predicted model, not a curated record. Gene Ontology annotation, biological process: silicic acid import across plasma membrane. NCBI's taxonomy places the organism in Eukaryota, Metazoa, Chordata, Ascidiacea, Stolidobranchia, Styelidae.
UAACCGUUUUGUUCUUCGUUUCCAGUUGUUUUAGUUUUAGUUUAAUGUUGUAGAAGUCAGCAAUUACCAUGGUCGAGGUGUGCCAAGCAAAACCUUUCGACUAUGUUCGUUUCGUCUUCAGCAUCUGUCUUCUUAUUUUCUCUAUCGUUGUGACGUCAUAUGCAAUUUUCCGUGGAAAAACUGGAUUUUGGGAAGAGGUCCCUGGUCCUGCCGCGUUCGCGCUCUUUGUUGUGGACUUGGCCAUAUUAGGAAUAGUAGAAGGCCUACAGAUCGCUCUUGUAGAGCUGAAACGUCAGCACCCAGACUCCUAUAAGUUCAGUCAUCCACGGGCCUACCAGCUUGGCCAAGUUGCGAGUAAAAAAGACAAUGUGGAAAGGUUUUUGAUGGGAAGGCAGGUAUUCGUCGUCUUCUUAGUGUUUUUCAUCGCAAAAUUAACGACGAUUGAUCUUGGCGACGACCUCAACGACUUUCUAUUCCCCGUGCCUGCAUGGCUGUAUUACAGCCUUUUAGAGACGGGCUUCAUUACUUGUAUUCUCGUUGUAAUCGUCGCACAACUGAUGCCACAAAUUGUCGCUUCAAAGUACCCCGUUCAUUUUCUCAACUUCUGGUUGAUGAAGCCGGCGUACUGGGCCUGUAUUGCAGUGGAAUUUACCGGAAUCACACACGCAUGCUGGAUUUUGUCGUAUUUUAUGGGACUGGUGUCAGGUAUGGAGUCGGAGGAUCUCUUAUUCCAAAAAAGCAGAAAAAGCUUUGUGAUGUCAGAAUUGGAUCCAAAGCAAGGCGGAAUGUCCGAAUCUCCCCAGAAACUCAUCGUUACAACCAAAACGCACAUUCCCUCGCCAGAACACGCUCUACAAGAAGUUGAGACCAUACUGAAUGAAGCUGCAAUUGAAGAGGAUAACAGACACAUUGAACAUCACAGCGAAAAACAAUUCGAGGCUGAGAACAUGGAAAAGUUUAGCCACUUGGUGGAGGCAUUGGACAAAGGAGUGGAUCCUGACGUCAGAAAAAUUCUGCAGUUUUAUCUGAACAACCACCCGGAGAAGUUCCGUACCUUCCCGAGUGUAAUCGGAAACAAGGUCUACCCUCCACCACAAGCUCUCGCUGAGGAACUUCAAACAUCCGGUUCGGAAGUUCCCGGAUUUCUGCGAGAUAUUUCAGAUCCAGAGCACGUGCCUCCGCAUAUUGUAGCUUGCGAGCUGCUUGUCCACAUCGUGCAACUUCAGAAAGAAAUUCAGCAAUUGAAAGCAAAUCAGGCAUCUGGGUAUACUCCCAGACAGUCACCAAUUUAAUCAAAAAAGUAAAAUUAAUUGAAUUCAGGAUAAAAAUUGGUCUUCACUUUUAGAAAAAAGCAUCAAAUUUAUCAUAAAUUUUGUCAAAUAAUCAUUUAUAAUUUAUAAUUAUUA